Vanessa tameamea is the source of this 756-nucleotide messenger RNA. RefSeq names its product aquaporin AQPAe.a-like. Gene Ontology annotation, cellular component: plasma membrane. Lineage: Eukaryota; Metazoa; Arthropoda; Insecta; Lepidoptera; Nymphalidae. Gene Ontology annotation, biological process: transmembrane transport; water transport. The record is from RefSeq and is a predicted model, not a curated record. The transcript has a single exon. The coding region runs from base 1 to 708 and encodes 235 amino acids. Gene Ontology annotation, molecular function: water channel activity.
AUGUCCAUUUUUGCUAAAGAAGAUAUUCUAAAAGAUUACGACCUAAUAGCGAGACAAAUUUUCGCCGAAUUCCUCGGUACUUUCCUUUAUUUAUCUAUAUCUUUAUUGGCUGAAACUAAUCUUGGAAAAAGUGUCGUCGGUACAUCAUUGGCUAAUGGACUCUUAGUGGCAUCUGUCAUCCAAAUUAUCGGUCAUAUAUCUGGAGGUCACAUCAACCCAGCUGUGACGAUUGGCGUUUUAACUUGUGGUCAUAUUACGGCAAUAAAAGCGAUCCUCUAUAUAAUUGCACAAAUUUUUGGAAGUAUGCUUGGAUCUGCUGUUGCUUAUAGUAUAACUGAUGUUAAUUUGAGAAAUGGUCUUGGAGCUACCGUACCUUAUUUUAAUAUGAGAGCUGACCAAGUUUUUGGAUUAGAAUUUAUUAUGACGUUCAUAUUAGUUGCUGUGGUCUUAAGUGUUAUGGACAGUAGGAGUGCUAUUGGCUUAGGAUCGGGGCCACUUGCGAUUGGACUAAGCGUGACUGCUUGUCAAAGCUCUGCAGUUAUGUAUAGUGGAUCACUAAAUCCUGUACGAUCUUUUGGACCAGCCGUCGUAAUGAAUAUUUGGACCUAUCAUUGGGUGUACUGGGUUGGUCCCAUUUUUGGUGGAAUAGCCGCAGGCUUAAUCUAUAGAUUCAUAUUUACUACACGUGAAAGAAACAUAAUUGAUUAAUGUGAGCUGCAUGGAACCAACAGUUAUAGUUUUGUGCCGAAAAUUGUU